AUGUCAGUCUUCCAUAAUUCUACUUCUACUUUCCUCCUGACGGGAAUCCCUGGACUUGAAUGGGCCCAUGCCUGGAUUUCCAUCCCUUUCUGCUGCCUCUAUUUAACUGCACUUUCUGGGAACACCUUGAUCCUAUUUGUAGUCCUCACUGAGCCCAGCCUCCAUGAGCCUAUGUAUUAUUUCCUCUCCAUGUUGUCCACCACUGACAUUGGCUUAAGCGUUUCUACACUGGUGACAGUGCUGGGAAUAUUCUGGCUCAAUGUCCGAGAGAUCAGCUUUAAUGCUUGUUUAUCCCAGAUGUUUUUCAUUCACCUCUUCACUUUUAUGGAAUCUUCAGUGCUCCUGGCUAUGGCCUUUGAUCGUUUUGUCGCAAUUUCUAAUCCUUUAAGAUAUGCUACCAUUCUAACUCAUGCAAGGAUUGCACAGAUUGGUUUGGCAGUCGCUACCAGGGGGACUGUCAUUUUGACACCACUAGUCCUCCUUCUUAAGCGUCUGUCCUUCUGCCACAACCAUGUGCUCCGCCAUUCCUACUGCUUCCACCCUGAUGUGAUGAAGCUCUCGUGUUCAGACACAAAGAUCAACAGUGCCUUUGGACUAACUGUAAUCAUCUCUACUGCUGGAGUGGACUCCUUCUUUAUCCUGCUCUCCUAUGUCCUGAUCAUCCGCUCAGUGCUCAGAAUUGCAUCCCCUGUGGAGAGGAAGAAAGCCUUCAGCACCUGCAUCUCUCAUCUCUGUGCCGUGGCCAUUUUCUACAUCCCAUUGAUCAGUUUGUCUUUUGUUCACAGAUUCGGAAAACAUGCCCCACCUUUUGUGCCCACCCUCAUUGCUAAUGUGUACUUGCUCAUCCCACCUGUGAUGAAUCCCAUCAUCUACAGUGUGAAAACUAAGCAGAUUCAGAAAGCUGUGCUCAAGCUUGUAUGUUCCAAGGGAACUCAUAUUUAA
Molecule: messenger RNA, 942 nt
Organism: Galeopterus variegatus (Sunda flying lemur)
Lineage: Eukaryota; Metazoa; Chordata; Mammalia; Dermoptera; Cynocephalidae
Product: olfactory receptor 51F2-like
Exons: 1
Coding region: 1-942 (313 amino acids)
Biological process (GO): G protein-coupled receptor signaling pathway
Cellular component (GO): membrane
Molecular function (GO): G protein-coupled receptor activity; olfactory receptor activity
Source: RefSeq, a predicted model, not a curated record